UUUGUGCGUCUGGAUCGUCUGAAGUUCAUGAUGAAGAUCUCCCUCAUCCUCUUUCUCACCAUCACCCUGAUCUCUCAGGGCCACACUGGCUCACUCUCAUGUAAAGGAAGAUGUGGAGAGCCCUAUGAUUCUUCAAACGACUGCCACUGCGAUUCACAUUGCCAGCAGCACGAGGACUGCUGCAAUGACUUUAAAAAUCAGUGUGGUCGUCGAGCAUUAGCCAGUGUCUCUGACGCUGAGAUCAAAUCUCUGUCUGAGACGCUGUACAAGUUAGACCAUAACAGGGCCACAGCCUCAGAGCUGGUCAUUGAUCCUCAGACACUGAUCUCUUCAUCUGAGACCAGCUCAAGGGAUGACCACUCAUCUCACCCAUUGUUCAAGCAAGUGAGUAGUACUUUGCUCUCCAAGCCCACAUAUAAAGCUCUGUUGAAUCUGCUGGACAACUAUAAAAGGAUGACCGGGGAAGUGGAGGAUGUGCCCUCACAGGAAGAGCAGGAGCAGGACACUUUCCUCCAGCAGGCCAUGAACACCGAUGUGGGCAAGGAGCUUUAUAAUUUCCUUCACUCCAAAGGUAUAUACUCAUCACAGAGCGAGUUUAUCCAGGAUCUGAAGAUGAUGUGGUUUGGUCUUUACUCUCGAUCUAGCGGCAAACUGGACUCCAGCGGGUUUGAGCACAUCUUUGCAGGGGAAAUUAAGGGUGGAAAGGUAUCUGGUUUCCACAACUGGCUGCAGUUUUAUCUAAAUGAGAAACAGGGACUCCUGAAUUACUACAGCCAUAGUUUUAAUGGCCCUUGGACCUCCUAUCCCGAUGUAUUGGGAAUGCAGUUUGAAUGGGAUGGCUAUUUCAAAGAGGUUGGUUCUGCCUUUAUUGGCUCUAGUCCUGAGUUUGACCUGGCUAUCUACAGUCUCUGCUACAUCACUCGCCCUGGCAAGAAGUGUUAUGUGAGUCUGGGGGGACAGACUCUGGGCAUUCAGACCUAUACGUGGGACAACAGCAGCUAUGGGGAUGGAAAGAAGUACAUUGCCUCGGCUUACCCUGCCACACCAUGAUUUCCUCUCACCUGAAUAUCAGUAUCAACAGACUCACAACCAAAACAACUCAUAUGUAAUCUUGUAAUUCUUCUCUUGGUUGUUCGAGGUUGUUGUUGAACCAAAUAAAACAACAAUAGAAAAAUG
Molecule: messenger RNA, 1176 nt
Organism: Puntigrus tetrazona (Sumatra barb)
Lineage: Eukaryota; Metazoa; Chordata; Actinopteri; Cypriniformes; Cyprinidae
Gene: endou
Product: endonuclease, polyU-specific
Exons: 8
Coding region: 28-1050 (340 amino acids)
Biological process (GO): immune response
Molecular function (GO): RNA endonuclease activity; polysaccharide binding; scavenger receptor activity
Source: RefSeq, a predicted model, not a curated record